This is a messenger RNA of Aspergillus ibericus CBS 121593, 1427 nucleotides long. Its product is annotated as WD40 repeat domain-containing protein. Gene Ontology annotation, cellular component: transcription repressor complex; nucleus. NCBI's taxonomy places the organism in Eukaryota, Fungi, Ascomycota, Eurotiomycetes, Eurotiales, Aspergillaceae. Gene Ontology annotation, molecular function: protein binding. Gene Ontology annotation, biological process: negative regulation of transcription by RNA polymerase II. The record is from RefSeq and is a predicted model, not a curated record. The transcript has 3 exons. The coding region runs from base 85 to 1131 and encodes 348 amino acids.
CUUACCCAAGGUUCAGUACCAGCCAGAAUCCUUGACCAGGUGCUCACGUUCCUAAAAGAACACCUUCUUCAUUGGUUUGAAGCUAUGGACAUUCUGGGGAUAAUAUCUGAAGCCAUAAUAGCAGUGAAUUCAUUGCUCCAACUGACCAGAGAUAUAUCCAGUAAUAAGAUGCAUGUUUUCCUCUUAGAUGCGCGCAGAUUUAUCCUAAAAUUGGCACAAAUUAUUGAUACGGCACCACUGCAACUGUACAGCUCUGGCCUGAUUUUUGCACCACAUAAAACGUUGAUCGGAGAGACCUUUGAGAGCGAACUUCCUGCUUGGUUAUCCAGAGGUCCAAAGGUAGAGGAGUAUUGGGAUCCAGAGAUGCAAACGCUGGAGGGCCAUUCUAACUGGGUUAUCUCGGUCGCCUUCUCAAACAACGGGCAGCUGCUGGCAUCCGGCUCGGUCGCCUUCUCAAACAACGGGCAGCUGCUGGCAUCCGGCUCAGCCGAAAACACUAUCAAGCUAUGGGACGCGGCCACAGGCGCUCUCAAGUAUACAUUGGAGUGCCAUUCCAACGCGGUUAACUCAGUCGCCUUCUCAAACAAUGGGCAGCUACUGGCAUCCGGCUCAGCCGACAAGACUAUUAAGCUAUGGGACGCGGCCACGGGCACUCUUAAACAUACAUUAGAGGGCCAUUCCAACGCGGUUUUCUCAGUCGCUUUCUCAAACAACGGGCAGCUACUGGCAUCCGGCUCGGCCGACAACACCAUCAAGCUGUGGGAUGCGGCCACGGGCGCUCCCAAGUAUACAUUAGAGUGCCAUUCUAACUGGGUUAUCUCGGUCGCCUUCUCAAAUAACAAACAGCUGCUGGCAUCCGGCUCGGCCGACAAGACUAUUAAGCUGUGGGACACGGUCACUGGUACUCUUAAGCAUACAUUGGAGGGCCAUUCUAACGCGGUUUUCUCAGUCGCCUUCUCAAACAACGGGCAGCUACUGGCAUCCGGCUCGGCCGACAACACCAUCAAGCUGUGGGAUGCGGCCACGGGCGCUCUCAAGCAUGAUAUAAGCACUGAUGAUAUUACCACCGACAUUCAAUUUUCAGAGCAGCUGCCAUUAUUAAUUACUAAUGUAGGAUCUUUCAAUAUCUAAAACUACUAUGAAAGCUUCUCAACUUCCUCCGAGAAGGUAGCAGAGGUAUCUCUGGGAGCAGAUCGAUGGGUUACUAUUCAGGGUCAAAGAGAACUAUAACUACCUCCAAAUUAUUAUCCUUCCUCAUCAACGGUCAAAAACAGCACUAUUGCAGUUGGUAGUACGAGCGGCAGAGUUGCCAUAAUUGCAUUCUCUGUCAUAUAAGGUAUCCUGUGGUGGACUGCAUUCCUAACUCUCUAAUUUUUCAAAUCUCUUGUUAAAAGAAGGGUAAGGGAGAAGGGGGCAUUAUAUAGUAU